GCCAUGUUGGAGAUGAGAGAUGAAAGAGAAGAUCGUAGUCAGGUGACGAACCGUCUCCAACAGAUCUCGUCUGUCGUUGUCCACACAACACACCUUGAAUAGUAGCACACUCAAAUUGCAUCCCAAUCCAACAACAUGAAGUUCACCCACAACUACCACCGCCACCAAAUCCCAGAAUGGACGUCCUCCUACGUGCCCUAUGCAGCCCUGUCACGACAGCUGAAACACAUUGUCUGUGAGGCUGAGUUGAUGGGAAGAGAGCCGUUUUUCGAUGAAAUCUAUGGGUCUCUUGCUGGGAGUGUUGAGUCUUUCAACAAAUGUUAUGAAGGAAGGUAUCAGUUUUUGUGUGCUAGGCGCGCGGAGAUUCUCAAAGCGUAUGGCUUGGAGUCUGAAGGGAAUGUCCUGUCGAAGAUAGGAGACGCGAAUUGCGCUGAGCUGGGGAAUCUGCUCAACGCGGUGGUGGAGUUGCGCGGAGAUUCAGACAAGCUGCAGUGGUAUUACCGCGUGAACGCUGAAGCGAUUGAUCUGAUACACGCGAAGAUCGAGAGACACUGCGUUCACCCGAUGGUGAAAACCCAUCGAUCUCGCAAGUCAAGGUGGAUGGACAUGACUGCUGACUGGGAGACGCGGUCUACACAGUUCGGCGAGAGUCUCAGCAUGUUGACAGCGGGUAUUGCGCGAUCUUGUGCGAAUGCAAAGCUUCACCCGGGGGAGGGAUCGUCGUGUUUGGAUUGCGUGGGUGGGCGGCACACAUGGUUGGAUGACUACCGCGCUUCUCUGGUGUCUUUUAUCAGGGAGGAUAAUAAGUCGUGGGAGCUGGCUCCAAUGCUAGAAAAGAUGUCGGUGGAUGACGCCAUCAUGGGGCUGCAUUUCCGUGCCCUGGUUUAUGAUCUAGCGCUGCUUGCUAUCGUCUCUGGGGCGCGUGAUUCGGCGGCCUUUCUGCUGGAGAAGGCGUUCACUAGGUAUGGUGCUGCGGUUGAUCACAACGUCUUGAACCAGAUCAUCGCUGUCGUGGGUCGGAGGGGUGUGCUGAAUGGGCAGUCGAGCUUGAAGCUGCUGACCUGUUCCCUGGGUGAUGACACUGGAGGUCAGGAUGGAAUGGGGGAGAGUUUAUUCCUCCGUGCGGUUGAGCGUCUCGGUCCCGAUGGGGAAGAUAUUCUCUUGUCAACGGACAUCUUAGGUCGCCGUCCUCUUCAUUAUGGCGCGAUGUAUGGAUUGCAGACCGUGUGCCAGCGGAUUCUGCGCUAUUUUGAGGAACGGGGGUUGCUACGCCUUGCAAGACAGAUCCUGACGGUGGACUCUCAAGGACAGACGCCUUUGCAUUACGCUGUUAUCAACAAUCAUGCGGGCGUUACACGGAUCUUCCUAGAUGUACUCGACGGAGUUGAAGACAGUGAAACCCAAAACCAGACAGCCAUCUCGAACGAAGUCUUCUCCAUCGCCGUCAAGUACCAGCACGAUGAGAUCGUGUACAUGCUGGCAAAGUGCCGCGCGGUAUCUCACCCGUCUCACGGAGAAACAGAAACAGCCCUCUACAUCGCAGCCCAAAGCGGCCGUGCUGAUUACGUGGAGGCCCUGCUAAACCACAACAAGGACAUCGAUCUCAAUAUCAACACACCCGAGCCUAUCCACGGCUGGACCCCGCUGUUCAUCGCCUGCGUGGAGGGCCACCACGCCGUGGUCAGGCUGCUUUUGCGCGCAGGUGCGAAACAAGACAUACGUGAUCAGCUCGGGUGGACUGCGAAGGAGCAUGCUGCGCUGAGGGGCCAUCUGGAGAUAGCCGAUAUGGUGGAUGCGGGGAACACUGACGAUCUUGAUAUUUCCGGUGGCCCUUCCAGCGUACUACCCAAGACUGCACCCACGGAGAAAGCCAUCUUUCGAAAAAACCGCAGCUACGUAAUCGUCAAUCUUGGUGCUCUGCAAUAUGGUCAACGGGGGGAAGCGCUGGAAUUGAGAGAUUCCAGCCACAGUCUACCGAUGCCAAAGAGCGUGUAUGCGCAUAAUGGCCUCUCGAUGGAAAUCUCCAUCGGCGACGGACGCGACACCAACAGUCACCGUGUACAACUGCCCCUGCUAAGAGACAUGCUCAACGAGCCGUUCGUCUUCCCAGUCGUGGACCCCACCGAGGCUGUUAUAUCGUUUAAGCUGUUUCGUGCGGGACACAGGCUGGUGGGUAGUGGUGCAGCACUGUUGAAAAGCCUCAACGAUGGUCUUGGAGAGGGCCGUGAGAGUCUUGUUCGCACGCGUACUAUAGCUAUUCUUGAACGGGAGAAGUUGGGUGUUAUGGGGACUGUGACGUUUACUUUUGUGGUUGCUGGGCCGGUGGAUUGUGCGGUUUCGAGAUCUUUGCAGAGUCGUGAUGUGAGAGGUGGAGGGGUACAGCUCGUUGGGCAUAGAGGACUCGGGCAAAAUACGGCCAGCCGCACGUAUCUCCAAAUGGGGGAGAACACGAUCGAGUCAUUUCUCUCAGCUGCAAAGCAAGGCGCUGCCUUUGUGGAAUUUGACGUGCAAUUAACCAGAGACCUUGUGCCUAUCAUCUACCACGACUUCUCGCUGAGUGAAUCGGGAACGGACGUCGCUAUCCAUGAUUUGAGUUUUGAUCAAUUUGCAUACGCGAGCAAGCUCCAAUCUACAAUCAACCAGCCGAUAUGCAUGCCGACCAAACCCCGUUCACGGUCAUUGACAAAAGCCCAUGAACGCGAGCUCGAGGGAACCCGCCAGAGAAUGAUGCACACUAUUGAUUUCACCAGCAAAGGGUUCAAGCCAAACACUAGAGGUGACUUCAUCCAGGAUUCGUUCGCCACGCUGGAUGAAUUGCUUGUGCAAUUGCCUCAGUCGAUUAGCUUCAAUGUCGAGAUAAAAUACCCCCGCCUCCACGAAGCAGCAGAAGCAGGCGUCGUCCCCGCCUCCAUCGAAAUCAACACCUUCAUCGACAAGAUCCUCUCGCAGAUAUUCCACCAUCCCCAGCCUAAUCGCUCCAUCAUCCUCUCCUCCUUCACCCCCGAAGUCUGCAUCCUCCUAGCCAUCAAACAGCAAGUAUACCCCGUCAUGUUCAUCACCAAUGCAGGAAAGCCGCCCAUGACAGACAUGGAGAUGCGAGCAGGCAGCAUGAAAGCCGCCGUCCGGUUCGCUAAGCGAUGGAACCUCGCGGGGAUUGUCUUUGCGAGCGAGUCGCUCGUGCUUUGUCCGCGGCUUGUGAAGUAUGUGAAGGGGAGGAGCCUGGUGUGUGGGUCUUAUGGGGCGCAGAAUAAUUGCCCUGAGUAUGCUAAGAUGCAAGCUGCCGCUGGGGUUGAUUUGAUUAUGACUGAUCGGGUUGGGCUUAUUUCUGCUGCACUGGGCUAGGUGGUGCUCUGCUUGAGCUUCCUACAUUCGUUGUCGUCCAGCUCUGUACAUACAAUGGGCUCUAGGACCCAGAUGGAGAUACUUUACAUUCACCUUAAUACAUAUUCAACACAAUUAUCAA
This is a messenger RNA of Aspergillus candidus, 3463 nucleotides long. Its product is annotated as glycerophosphocholine phosphodiesterase. The record is from RefSeq and is a predicted model, not a curated record. The transcript has 9 exons. NCBI's taxonomy places the organism in Eukaryota, Fungi, Ascomycota, Eurotiomycetes, Eurotiales, Aspergillaceae. Bases 136 to 3342 code for a protein of 1068 amino acids. Gene Ontology annotation, biological process: glycerophospholipid catabolic process. Gene Ontology annotation, molecular function: protein binding; glycerophosphocholine phosphodiesterase activity.